Molecule: messenger RNA, 1193 nt
Organism: Spinacia oleracea (spinach)
Lineage: Eukaryota; Viridiplantae; Streptophyta; Magnoliopsida; Caryophyllales; Amaranthaceae
Exons: 9
Coding region: 289-990 (233 amino acids)
Biological process (GO): transcription elongation by RNA polymerase II
Cellular component (GO): nucleus; elongin complex
Source: RefSeq, a predicted model, not a curated record
GAGUAUAGGUAAACCGGGCUACGAAGGGAUUGGUUUGGUUGGUAGACGGGCUCGCCUCCAAAUCGCAUAGUCGCGUGAUCGCAUCUGCUCUGCAUCUCCUUCCUCCUCAGUUAAAACUCUCCAACAAACCCAGCAUCUUGUAUCACCACCUCUAGCCUCUCCUCUGCGCUGCAAUUCUCGGAGUCUGAUCCAGCACUUCUUCCAUUGAAUAUCUUUGUACAGCCACUUUAUCCAUUGAAUAUCUUUGUACAACAGCUGUUUUUUUGUGUAUUGCAGGACUCUGGAAACAUGAGAUCGGGGUAUAUACACGUCUCUGACAGAAACCGACUGGGGAAAGGAAAAGCUCCAUCCCUGGUUGAUUUAUGUGUUCAGACUGCAAUAGAUAACAUUAGGUACAUUGGUGAUGUUGGUCCAACAGAUUCACAUCUUCUUGAGCACAUUUUACCCCAUUGUACAGUGGAGCAAUUGAUGCAUAUUGAAAAUGCUACAUCUGAGCGGGAUCUAAGUCCAGUUACUGAUAAACUGUGGAAGAAAUUUUAUGAGGCUGAAUUUGGUGCUAAGAGUGUUGAAGUGGUGGUGGAGAGGGUCAAAAAAUUUAAGGUGACAUUUAAUUGGAGACAAUUGUAUCAGGCGAAGUUGAAGGAAAUCAAUGAAAACGUAGAAGAAUCAUUAGAGCGACUAACACAGUCAUACAAGAAUGAAAGUGCCCGAAAGCAAAGUCGUCAAAUCCAGUUAUGUGCAAAGGUUCCCCCCUCGUCUAAGAGGCGAACCUUUUGUGGAGCAUUUGGAGAAUCAAGCACCUUUACCAAUGGGAAGAGCAGUAUUUUUAAGAAGGCAAAAGCUGAACAUUUUAACAGUGUAGCGAUGAAAAACCGGGCAGCUAUACGGAAAGGAGCUGUACAACAACCACGAAGUAACAAUGUCUCAAGGCCUCAAAUUGCUCCAGGGAAGGGCGUUAAUUCAUAUUCAAAACUUCCUAAGAAAUGGUGAGUAUGCAAGUGAUGCUUUCCCACCUCUAAACAUUAAGCGGGAAUGUCACCUUUUUUUUUUUUUCUUCUUCUUCUGUACAUCCACAUAGUAAGCACAUUUCUGUUGUAUACGAUAUUUUAUACUAGUCUUAUCCUUAGUGCUAAAAUAAUCAACCCGGCAUAACUUGAGCUGAUUCCGGUAUACCAAUUAUAUGAUUGUUUCCA